UGUGCCACUCUGUGCAGAUCUAAGAAUCUGAUGACCCAUCUUUAGAAUUUAGAAGUUUUAAAACAGUGAAAUCAUGGCUCAUUCAAAGACACGAGCCAAUGAUGGAAAAAUUACGUAUCCUCCAGGAGUCAAAGAAAUCUCUGAUAAAAUAUCUAAAGAAGAGAUGGUGAGGCGGUUAAAGAUGGUUGUGAAAACAUUCAUGGAUAUGGAUCAGGACUCGGAAGAAGAAAAGGAGCUGUAUCUAAAUCUUGCAUUACAUCUUGCUUCAGAUUUUUUUCUCAAACACCCUGAUAAAGAUGUGCGCUUGCUGGUAGCAUGUUGCCUUGCUGAUAUUUUCAGAAUUUAUGCUCCUGAAGCUCCAUACACCUCACCAGAUAAACUGAAAGAUAUAUUUAUGUUUAUAACAAGGCAACUGAAAGGAUUAGAAGAUACAAAAAGCCCACAGUUCAAUAGAUAUUUUUAUUUACUUGAGAAUAUUGCUUGGGUCAAAUCUUAUAAUAUAUGCUUUGAGCUAGAAGACAGCAAUGAAAUUUUCACACAGUUGUACAGAACGCUGUUUUCCGUAAUAAACAAUGGUCAUAAUCAAAAAGUACACAUGCACAUGGUGGAUUUGAUGAGCUCUAUCAUUUGUGAAGGAGAUACUGUGUCUCAGGAGCUUUUGGAUACUGUUUUAGUUAAUCUAGUGCCAGCACAUAAGAAUUUAAACAAGCAAGCAUAUGACUUGGCAAAGGCUUUACUAAAGAGGACAGCUCAAGCUAUUGAACCGUACAUUACUAACUUCUUUAAUCAGGUGCUUAUGCUUGGGAAAACUUCUAUCAGUGAUCUGUCAGAGCAUGUCUUUGACUUAAUUCUGGAGUUGUACAAUAUUGACGGUCAUCUCUUGCUUUCUGUUUUACCGCAGCUUGAAUUCAAACUUAAGAGCAAUGACAAUGAAGAACGCCUGCAGGUUGUAAAACUACUAGCAAAAAUGUUUGGGGCAAAGGAUUCAGAGUUGGCAUCUCAAAACAAACCACUUUGGCAGUGCUACUUGGGGAGGUUUAAUGAUAUCCAUGUACCUAUCCGGCUUGAAUGUGUGAAAUUUGCUAGCCACUGCCUUAUGAACCAUCCAGAUCUAGCAAAAGAUUUAACAGAAUACCUUAAAGUAAGGUCACAUGACCCUGAAGAAGCCAUUAGGCAUGAUGUUAUUGUAUCCAUAGUUACUGCUGCUAAAAAAGAUCUUUUGCUUGUAAAUGAUCACCUACUUAAUUUUGUGAGAGAGAGAACACUGGACAAACGGUGGAGAGUGAGAAAAGAAGCUAUGAUGGGACUUGCCCAGAUAUACAAGAAAUAUUCAUUACAGUCAGAAGCGGGGAAAGAAGCUGCAAAACAAAUUUCAUGGAUCAAGGACAAACUGCUGCAUAUAUAUUAUCAAAACAGUAUUGAUGACCGAUUGCUUGUUGAACGCAUCUUUGCUCAAUAUAUGGUCCCUCACAAUUUGGAAACAAAUGAACGAAUGAAAUGUUUAUAUUACCUUUAUGCAACACUGGACUCAAAUGCUGUGAAAGCAUUGAAUGAAAUGUGGAAAUGUCAAAAUCUGCUACGACACCAGGUAAAGGACUUGGUCGACUUAAUUAAACAGCCCAAAACAGAUGCCAGCAGUAAAGCUAUAUUCUCAAAAGUGAUGGUCAUUACAAGAAACUUGCCAGAUCCUGGUAAGGCUCAGGAUUUCAUGAAGAAGUUCACUCAAGUUCUGGAAGAUGAUGAGAAAAUAAGAAACCAGUUAGAAAUGCUUGUUAGCCCAUCAUGUUCUUGCAAGCAGGCUGAAGGAUGUGUGCGAGAAAUUACAAAGAAGUUGGGCAAUCCCAAACAACCUACAAACCCUUUCCUGGAAAUGAUUAAGUUUCUUCUAGAGAGGAUAGCUCCUGUGCACAUUGAUACAGAAUCAAUCAGUGCCCUUAUCAAGCAAGUAAACAAGUCUAUAGAUGGAACAGCAGAUGAUGAAGAUGAGGGUGUACCUACUGAUCAGGCAAUCAGAGCAGGUCUUGAAUUGCUUAAGGUCCUGUCAUUUACACACCCUAUCUCAUUUCAUUCAGCUGAAACGUUUGAAUCCCUUCUGGCUUGCCUGAAAAUGGAUGAUGAAAAGGUGGCAGAAGCUGCAUUACAAAUUUUCAAAAACACAGGAAGUAAAAUUGAAGAGGACUUUCCUCACAUCAGAUCUGCUUUGCUCCCAGUCUUGCAUCACAAAGCUAAAAAAGGCCCCCCUCGUCAGGCCAAGUAUGCCAUUCACUGCAUCCAUGCAAUAUUUUCCAGCAAAGAAACACAGUUUGCACAGAUAUUUGAGCCACUGCAUAAGAGCCUUGAUCCAAGCAACCUUGAACAUCUCAUUACACCAUUGGUUUCUAUUGGUCAUAUAGCCAUGCUGGCCCCAGACCAAUUUGCUGCCCCUUUGAAAUCCUUGGUAGCCACCUUUAUUGUUAAAGAUUUGCUAAUGAAUGACAGGCUUCCUGGGAAAAAGACAACUAAACUUUGGGCUCCAGAUGAGGAAGUUUCUCCAGAAACGCUUGUCAAAAUUCAGGCCAUUAAGAUGAUGGUUCGAUGGUUGCUAGGAAUGAAGAAUAACCACAGUAAAUCAGGAACUUCUACUCUGAGAUUGCUAACAACAAUAUUGCACAGUGAUGGAGACUUGACAGAACAGGGAAAAAUUAGUAAACCCGAUAUGUCUCGUCUGAGGCUGGCUGCUGCUAGUGCUAUUGUGAAGCUGGCACAGGAACCUUGUUACCAUGAAAUCAUCACAUUAGAACAAUACCAGCUGUGUGCAUUAGCCGUUAAUGAUGAGUGUUACCAAGUUAGACAAAUAUUUGCUCAGAAACUCCACAAAGGCCUUUCCCGACUACGGCUCCCUCUGGAAUAUAUGGCCAUUUGUGCACUGUGUGCAAAAGACCCAGUGAAGGAAAGAAGAGCACAUGCUAGGCAGUGCCUUGUGAAAAACAUAAACGUGAGAAGAGAAUAUCUGAAGCAGCAUGCAGCAGUGAGUGAAAAACUAUUGUCACUUCUACCAGAAUAUGUUGUUCCAUAUACUAUCCACCUUCUGGCACAUGACCCAGAUUAUGUGAAAGUCCAGGAUAUUGAACAACUUAAGGACAUUAAAGAGUGCCUGUGGUUCAUACUGGAAAUACUGAUGUCUAAAAAUGAAAAUAAUAGUCAUGCGUUUAUCAGAAAAAUGGUGGAAAACAUUAAGCAGACAAAAGAUGCUCAAGGACCAGAUGAUCCAAAAAUGAAUGAAAAACUCUACACAGUUUGUGAUGUAGCAAUGAAUAUCAUUAUGUCAAAGAGUACAACAUACAGUUUGGAAUCCCCUAAAGACCCAGUACUUCCAGCUCGAUAUUUCACGCAGCCUGACAAGAAUUUCAGUAACACCAAAAAUUAUCUCCCUCCGGAAAUGAAAUCUUUUUUCACUCCUGGAAAGCCCAAAGCAGCCAAUGUUCUUGGAGCAGUUAAUAAGCCUCUUUCGGCAGCAGGCAAGCAGUCCCAAUCCAAAUCUUCACGAAUGGAAACUGUAAGCAAUGCCAGCAGCAGUUCAAAUCCAAGCUCUCCAGGAAGGAUCAAAGGGAGGCUUGACAGUACUGAGAUGGACCACAGUGAAAAUGAAGAUUUCACAAUGGCUUCACCUUUACCAGGAAAGAAAACUGACAAGAGGGACGACUCUGAUCUUGUAAGGUCAGAGAUGGAGAAGCCCAGGGGUAGAAAGAAAGCAACCAUCACAGACUCAGAAGAGAAGUUGGGCAUAGAUGACCUGAAUAAAUUGGGGCAGGAACAGAAACUUAGAGGGAGUCAGCGGGGGAGGAAGAGAGCUGCAGUUGUUUCAGAAUCUGAUGAAGCACAGUGGCCAGAGGAAAAGAGGCUAAAGGAAGAUGUAUUAGAAAGUGAGGAUGAACAAAACAGUCCACCAAAGAAGGGAAGAAGAGGACGACCUCCUAAAGCAGCUAGUGGGGGUACACCAAAGGAAGAACCAGCAGCAAAGACAUCUAAAAGGGGCAGAAAAAAAGCAGUGCCCGUAGCAUCAGUAGUGGAGGAAGAGGAAGAGGAGGAGGAGGAAGGGCAAAGUGAAAACGUGGAACAGAAGCCAAAAGGCAGGCAAUACAGGACACCAAGAAGAGCGCAACAAAGAGUAGAACCAUCUGAAACUAGUGCAGUUGAAUCAACACAGUCUACACCACAGAAAAGACGAGGAAGGCCACCAAAAACACCACCAUCACAGCAAAAAAAAGGCCGUGCUGGACGCACCAAACAAGCAGCAAGUAAAGAAAAUGAAUCUAGUGAAGAGAUGGAUAUAUUUCAGGGCAGUUCUCCUAUCAGUGAUGACAUUCCCCAAGAAGAAGUAAUGGAGGAAGAGGAAGUUUCCACUAUCAGUGUACGUCGCAGAACUUCCAAAAGAGAGAGGCGAUGAGGAAGCACGUAAUUAUCCACGUUCCAAGGUGAAAGCUUUGAAGAAUGUUCAUAAUUUGAAGCUUGAGGCUGAAUGAAGCUGUUAGUGCACAAAAUGGGGUUGCUGAAGACAAAAACUUACUUUACAUUUACUACCCCUAUGUUUGCAGUCCCUAGGUCACAAGCUUUAGCCACACACGUUGAUAUCAUUAACUGUGGAUUUUUGUGAAGUGUAAUGUGCGCUGCCUUUGUAGACAUAUGAACUAAAGAAGAAAAGUGUAAAUAGCCCUUUUUUAAUGUUUCUGACUUCUGAAGUGCUUGUAUAGCUUUUAUCAGUGGCUUUAAACUGACAGUGCCCAACUGUUUGUUAGAUCUGUUGAUUUAAAAAAAGAAAAACAUUUUUGUUAGAAUGGAUCUCAAGCAAUAUCUGUCAGUGUUCAUAUUUGUACUCUCCUUGACAUUUAACUGUGAAA
Messenger RNA from Emys orbicularis (European pond turtle), 4877 nucleotides. RefSeq names its product PDS5 cohesin associated factor B (gene PDS5B). Lineage: Eukaryota; Metazoa; Chordata; Testudines; Emydidae. The coding region runs from base 74 to 4426 and encodes 1450 amino acids. Gene Ontology annotation, cellular component: nucleus; chromatin. The transcript has 35 exons. Gene Ontology annotation, biological process: mitotic sister chromatid cohesion; DNA repair. The record is from RefSeq and is a predicted model, not a curated record.